AUGGAAUUGUCAGUGAAGAAAAGUCGGCAAGGAAGAGCCAAUCUUCGACAAAUCAAUACCAUGAUAGACUACAUGGAAAAACAUCCCCAUGUAGCAAGAAAUAAAUUUACGACGCUACAUGGCAAGGAUAAUAUUAAAUGGAGUUGGAACACGAUGGCCGAUCAUUUAAACUCGUUAUCAAAUGACACCAAAGUGAAGGACGUUAAGUCUUGGAAAACGACAUGGAGAGAUUAUAAAACAGAAGUAUCCGAGAAAGUGCGCAAAUUAAGAAGCAAUAGAGCACAGACGGGAAACAAAGCCAUCGACAUUAUUCUUAAUGAUUUGGAUAAACGUGUCUUAGGAAUCAUAAGCCACCAAUAUGCUUCAGGCGUAGACCCAUGCCCGAAUGCCUUUCCGGAAGAACAUCUAUGA
This is a messenger RNA of Orussus abietinus, 411 nucleotides long. RefSeq lists its product as uncharacterized. The coding region runs from base 1 to 411 and encodes 136 amino acids. The record is from RefSeq and is a predicted model, not a curated record. The transcript has 3 exons. NCBI's taxonomy places the organism in Eukaryota, Metazoa, Arthropoda, Insecta, Hymenoptera, Orussidae.